AUGAGCUCGCAGCGCUAUCAACGGGUCAACGCCCACGAUGAAGAGGAAGGGCCACAUUCCUAUCCGUUGAACCCAGCCCGGUCCGAUCUCACCCCCUCUUCUCCGCCUCCCUCGUUCCGAUCUCGUUCUGUCUCGCCAUCCUCGAGACGUCUGCUACACGGCGACGACCCGCUCCGGAACGAUGAGGACCAGACGCUGGCGGAUGCCUUUGACGAUGAAGAUGGAUCCGACGACGAUAAUGAAACCGACGAUAGGCAGCUGUUGAUGCGAGGAAACCCGAACUCCCGCUCAGUCGAUGAUAAUAGUAAUAACGGCUCUGGCACUCCGGCGUCCUCGUCCGAUUCUAUGGGCGGGCAGCAGGAUCAGACCCGGGCUCCCGGCAUUUUACGGCGGCCGACGAUACUACCGUCUUUUAGUACGCCUGGCUCGGGAGGUAGUCGGUCAAUUACGGCGUCGAAUGAUGGUGUCUUUGCCAACCUGUCCGCUAAGCCGGAACGAGGCGAGAAGAAUGAGGAUCUCCCUCCAUCAUAUGAAGAAGCCGCUGCCGAUGCGACGCCCCCAUAUUGGGAGACCACGAUCGUUGCGCCCGGUAUCUCAUCCGACGAAGUCUACGUCGAUGGACUACCUGUCGGAUCGGUGUUCUCUUUUGUGUGGAACGCAAUGAUUUCCAUGUCCUUCCAGCUGGUCGGUUUCCUGUUGACCUAUCUCCUACACACCACCCACGCCGCAAAGAACGGCAGCCGAGCGGGCCUCGGUCUCACCCUUGUCCAAUAUGGCUUCUAUAUGAAAGGCGGCAAUGACAGCGAUGCCGACGGCGGAGGCGGGGGCCAAUAUGGAAGCACGCCACCCGAUCCCAACAGCCACAGCUUCGAUCCGAACACCGUUGGCGAGACCUCGGGCGGCGGCGGUGAUGGGGGCGCCGUGACCGCCAUCAGCACUAGCGAAUGGAUCUCGUACGUCCUGAUGAUUGUCGGCUGGUUUAUUCUCAUUCGCGCCGUCAGCGACUUCCUUCGCGCCCGGCGUCACGAGCAGCUAGUGUUGCAGAGUCCCGACCGUGGACUGGGAGUACCUGUGAUCGCAGAGGGUGAGCGGUCCGAGACAGUUGUCUAG
Penicillium lagena is the source of this 1110-nucleotide messenger RNA. RefSeq names its product metal homeostatis BSD2 family protein. Gene Ontology annotation, biological process: ubiquitin-dependent protein catabolic process; vacuolar transport; positive regulation of protein ubiquitination. The coding region runs from base 1 to 1110 and encodes 369 amino acids. Gene Ontology annotation, cellular component: perinuclear region of cytoplasm; Golgi apparatus; endoplasmic reticulum. The record is from RefSeq and is a predicted model, not a curated record. Lineage: Eukaryota; Fungi; Ascomycota; Eurotiomycetes; Eurotiales; Aspergillaceae. The transcript is spliced from 3 exons.